Molecule: messenger RNA, 1161 nt
Organism: Phyllostomus discolor (pale spear-nosed bat)
Lineage: Eukaryota; Metazoa; Chordata; Mammalia; Chiroptera; Phyllostomidae
Product: cationic amino acid transporter 3-like
Exons: 5
Biological process (GO): amino acid transport; transmembrane transport
Cellular component (GO): plasma membrane
Molecular function (GO): amino acid transmembrane transporter activity
Source: RefSeq, a predicted model, not a curated record
UGGCUUUCUGUGUUGUUUUCUCCGCAGAGCUAAGCUUCCUCCUCAACUCCAUCUGUGAUGCUGUGUCAACGUGUUCGCCAGUUUGGUCAGAAGCUAGUUCGCAGGCUGCCUCUGGAGCCAAGGGAGGGGACUGACAGCCGCCUGACCCGUUGUCUGAGCACCCUAGACCUGGUGGCCUUUGGUGUGGGCAGUACUCUGGGAGCAGGUGUGUACAUCCUGGCUGGUGAAGUGGCCAAGGACAAAGCUGGACCAGCGAUUAUCCUCUGCUUCUUGGUGGCUGCCCUGACUUCCAUGUUGUCUGGGCUCUGCUACGCGGAGUUUGGGGCCCGGGUACCGUGCUCCGGUUCUGCGUAUCUCUACAGCUACGUCACGGUGGGACAGCUGUGUGCCUUCACGACUGGGUGGACCCUCAUCCUCUCCUAUGUCAUUGGCAGUGCCAGUGUGGCCAGGGCCUGGAGCUCCGCCGUGGACAGCUUGACUGGGAACCGUAUCUCUCAGGUGCUGCAGGGAAGCUUCUCUCCGCAGGUGCCCCACCUGGCCAAGUACCUAGACUUUUUCUCGCUGGGCCUGGUGCUGCUGCUCACUGGUCUACUGGUUCUGGGAGCUAGGGAGUCAGCCCUGGUUACCAAGGUGUUCACGGGCCUGAACCUUUUGGUUCUCAGCUUCGUCAUCCUCUGUGGCUUCAUUAAGGGAGACAUGCACCACUGGCAGCUCACGGAACAGGACUACGAAUUGGCCAAGAAUGGAUCAAACGACACUUCUAGGUCAGGAGGCCAGUCUCACUUGGGCCCUCUGGGCUCUGGAGGGUUUGUGCCUUUUGGCUUUGAUGGGAUCCUCCGAGGAGCAGCCACGUGUUUCUAUGCCUUUGUUGGUUUUGACUGCAUCGCCACCACAGGGGAAGAAGCCCGCAACCCUCAGCGCUCCAUCCCCCUGGGCACCGUGAUCUCGCUCUUCAUCUGCUUCCUGGCGUACUUCGGGAUCUCCGCGGCGCUCACUCUCAUGGUGCCCUACUACCAGAUUCAUUCUGACAGCCCCUUGCCGCAGGCUUUUCUCUACGUUGGAUGGGCACCUGCCAGAUAUGUCGUGGCAGCCGGGACUCUCAGUGCUCUUUCAUCCAGGUCAGUGUCUAAAGGGUGUCCACCUUCUGGCAUCUCUGGGCCA